This is a messenger RNA of Lytechinus pictus (painted urchin), 1014 nucleotides long. RefSeq lists its product as uncharacterized. The coding region runs from base 82 to 447 and encodes 121 amino acids. The record is from RefSeq and is a predicted model, not a curated record. The transcript is spliced from 4 exons. NCBI's taxonomy places the organism in Eukaryota, Metazoa, Echinodermata, Echinoidea, Temnopleuroida, Toxopneustidae.
GUUUUUUUCUUCACACACGUAACGUCGUCUGCGAUAAAAUUUUGAUGGUGACAGAAUUGAAGUAAAAUUUGAAUCGGAGAUAUGGCAGCAGGAGCAAAUGUUGGUCGUGAUGAGGCGUAUACCACCAUCAACAAUGCUGCAAUUGCAGUCACCACCACCACUGCUGCCACCACCAUCAGUGCUACUAAUGCCACCACCACCAAGUCUACUUCUGCCACUGCCAUCACCAUUGCCACCGCCACUACCAAGACCACUCCUGACACAAAGCCCCCCAGUCCUCAACUGACCAGAUAUUGCAGCUGGAGAAGGAUAGACCAGGAACUUCAAAGCCAGGGCUUGCCGGUCUCCUACAAUAAGAAAAAUGCCAAGGGCCCAUCUAAUGAACUUGUUGCAGAAUAUUUGGCCACAGUUGUAGAAAAGCAGAGACUAACAUGCAGCCACAGGUGAGGCUUUGUCCACAUUUCCAGAAAGACACAAGAUAGUAUCAGAAAGCCAUGCCAAAAUCAACGACUGGAGGGUUUGGAGAGCCAUACAAAGAGCCUAGAAAUGUGAUUUCACCUGUACUUCAAUCACAUGAACAGCAGCAGGAGCAAAAACAGCAGCAACCACACAGGAGAUGUAACGACAGUAUUGACCAACAGCAACAACAACAGCAGCAUAAACAAUUUCUGCAGGAGGUGCAAAAACCACACCGGCAACCUCAACAACAUCAAGAUGUCCAACAACCACUCCGGGAACAUUAACAGCAACUACAACUUCAGCAACUACAACUUCAGCAAGAGUUUCAACAAACACAUCAGCAAAAACCAACAGCAGCAGCAACAACAGCACUUAUGAAAUGAAUCUAAUUGAAACUCAAAAGCCAAUGAGGAAACAUCUUUUACAAAAUGAGACAUCAUUUGUUCAUUCUUUUACAGGAUAAAGGAAAGCUUUUUUGAAAGUGUAAAUUUGCAGGAACACAAUGUAUGUUCCCUCUGUAUCUAUUUAUUGAAAUAAAUUUGACUUUAAAAAGAA